This is a messenger RNA of Colletotrichum godetiae, 2088 nucleotides long. RefSeq lists its product as uncharacterized. The record is from RefSeq and is a predicted model, not a curated record. Gene Ontology annotation, molecular function: nucleic acid binding. Gene Ontology annotation, cellular component: nucleus. The transcript has 3 exons. Lineage: Eukaryota; Fungi; Ascomycota; Sordariomycetes; Glomerellales; Glomerellaceae. The coding region runs from base 1 to 2088 and encodes 695 amino acids.
AUGCCGCGCGGUGGAAGAAGAGGUGGCGCUCGUGCGCCACCACGCAAUGCCCCUCGCUUUCGCCCUCCUGGUGGCACAGAGCGGCAUGCACCCAGCUUCAUUCCUGCGAUGGCCUCAGCCGGUUUCACAUUGCAAGACGAAGCCCGCAGCACCGCUCAUCGCUCGUCACCCUGGAGCAGUGAUUCAAAACUACGCCAUAGGCCGGUUGCCUUUAUCAAUACUGGAGCCGCAGAGCCCCUCAAACAACUAGAGAGCAUCUUACAGAAGGAUGAGGUGGGGUUUACAAACAGACCUCAAGCGGAAACCGAUGGACAAAAUACUACCCAUGAUCGAGCCGCCGAUACACCUUCCACCGAACUUGAGCCUGCCUUUUCGCUUGACGAAGCCCUCAACCACGAGGCAACACCGGUUGAUGAUGCCGUACAAAUUACAGAUGCCUCUCUAGGCCCGCAAGAGGCAGAACAGGCUAUGAUCCCUCGAGCGGAUGACGUCACUGGCGCUGAGGCUCCCGUCACACAGGAUACAGCAUCGCCUCUUCCAUUCUUCUUCGACGUUGUGGGAGAGAAUCAACUGCUUGACACAUCUGUGGAUCGAACUCCGACUCGUUCUCCGUCGCCUGCGCCUUCCAAUUCGAGUGAGGAGGUCAUUCUGUUCCGAGGUCGCAACAAGGUCCCCAGGGAUGGACAAAGUUCAAAGUCCAAGGCCAAAUCAAAGCUGAAAACCUUCAACCUGGGCGGCAUUUCCACGGAGAUCAACGUCCUGGAGAAGACGGUCAAGUCGAGGAAAGACAGCCGCCAAAAUGUGCCUGUGAAGACCGCGGGAAGCUCUAUACAGCAAUCUCGUCCAAAUGCCGUCAAAGAUUUGAAGCGACAGGAGGAAGAUGACUUGGUUGCUGACUAUAUUGCCAACAUGAGGGAAUAUGGCGAGGACGAAGCCCUGAUGCCUGCGAAAGCCUACUCUCGCCGUGACAUUGGCGGUUCUUUGAGUGAGUCCGACGGUAUCGAUGACUCGUUCCAGACCAUUGUAGCCACGAGCAAGACUAAGGAGUCAUCAGACGGCAACAGCGAUCCGGAGUGUAUGUCAGCAGAUGCCGGAGAGGUUCCUCGAGCGAGCGACAAGAGGCCUAUCCGUACUACACAGAGGCGAUCCGGAAGGGGCAAAAGCACGCAAGAUGAUCAUGCACUGAUAGGCAUUUUUGAGACGGAUGUGUCCUAUCUGGCAUCACUCGAGCAAUCCCAUGCUGAAGACGCAUCGCCGCAUUCGGAUUCAAGCGACCAAGACGACGAUAUCUUUACAUCAGCUGCAGACAGAUUUGCGAAUGAGAUCGACGAUUUCGAUUUCAUGGACUGGAGCCGCCCGGCUCUGAAGCCCAAGAAGGGCAAGGGUGCCAGAGGCAAGGUUCCCGUAUUUGACGUUUCGGACUCCGAGCUAGAGGGCAAGAUGAAGGCCGCGUGGAAGAAUGACCGCUUGAAAAAGGCCGAGAGGAAGAAAGAGCGCCAGGCCUUGCGUACUCAAGGUCUGUUAGGUAAACAUGCCAACCCGGAAGAUCUCAGAGUCAAAUACCCGCACGGGAUGGGGCUUGAACAAAUCGCCGAUGAGCUGAGGACGUUCCUCUUGGGCACGCAACCUAGUCUCACUUUGCCGCCCAUGGACAAUCAUGCUCGGAAGGUGAUUCACGAACUGGCCAGCAAAUUCAAUAUCAAAUCCAAGUCGACAGGGUCGGGUGAUCAAAGGCGACCCAUGCUCCACCGGACUUUCAGGACCGCCAAAUUUGCUGAUGAGAUCUUCGAUAUGGCCAUUGCUCGGGUCGGUCGCAAAUACUUCCCCCGCAACGAUUCAGCAGUGCGAGCCGCCGUGCACAGGCAAUCGGCUCGGCGUGGAGGUGGCGGCGGGCACGCUGGCGUCGCUUAUCGGGAUGGUGAGGUCGUCGGAGGGUCCGCGCCAGAGUUGAGCCAGGAAAAUAAAGGUCGCGCGAUGCUCGAGAAAAUGGGCUGGAGUAGCGGAACCGCACUAGGCGCGCUUAACAACAAAGGCAUUCUGCAGCCUGUCGCCCAUGUUGUCAAACGUAGCAAGGCCGGGCUCGGAUAA